Molecule: messenger RNA, 4110 nt
Organism: Pomacea canaliculata
Lineage: Eukaryota; Metazoa; Mollusca; Gastropoda; Architaenioglossa; Ampullariidae
Product: ceramide kinase-like
Exons: 12
Coding region: 11-1666 (551 amino acids)
Molecular function (GO): kinase activity
Source: RefSeq, a predicted model, not a curated record
ACCCAGAGCUAUGGCUGCCAGUGACGAUUUGGAUGUUCUUCUCGUCUCAAAUCUUGAGUUCGAACACGAAUCGGUAGAAGUUACUUUAACGUCAAGAUAUAUUGCCAUUAAAAAACCCACCAGUCAGUUCUGUAUUGCACUAGAAGAUAUUUUGGCAGCUUCUUCACACACUGGACCACCAGCAAAAGACAAAAUAUGUAAAUUCAAUGGUGACUAUAAAGCAAUUGAAAUGCAGCCUCUUCAUAGUUUAGCCUUUAAGGUCUGUGUGGUGAAACAUGCUAAAAAGCACAAAUGGAGAACAAAGGAACUUAUUUUUACUUGCAAGGAUCAUGCCACCAGUUCACAGUGGAUUGAAAAAAUCAAGGAAGUUUUGUAUGGCCCAGGUUUCAGUAGACCUCGACAUUUAUUGGUGUUCAUCAAUCCCUUUGGAGGAAAGCGCAGAGCUCCCAAAGUCUUUGAAAAAGUUCUGCCAUAUUUUGAAUUGGCAGGCAUUACUACUGAUGUUAUUGAAACUGAGCGCCAGUAUCAUGCUCGGGACACCAUCAUGGAAUAUGAUCUGAGUACUAUUGAUGGUGUUGUGAGCGUUGGGGGUGAUGGGACAUUUUCUGAGGUUCUAAAUGGGCUGAUGGAGAGAACCAAUAAAGACAAAGGGGUGGAGCAGAAUUUCCGACAUAAGCCUGCCAGACCAGGAGUUCGCAUUGGCAUCAUUCCAGCAGGGUCUACGGAUUGCAUUGUGUACUCCACAGUGGGCACAAAUGACCCAAUCACAUCUGCUUUGCAUAUCAUAGUAGGUGACAGGGUUGGAGUUGAUGUAAAUGCAUUGUACAAGCAGCAGGACUUUGUCAAAUACUCUGUUACUAUGACAAGUUAUGGUUACUAUGGAGAUCUGCUGGCAGACAGUGAAAAGCUGCGCUGGAUGGGACCAAAGCGGUACAACUGGAGUGGUUUCAAAAAGUUUGUGUCAAACAAGUCAUAUGAAGGUGUGGUAUCUUUUUUACCUGUGGAACGAAGCAGGAGCCACCCACAGGAUAGAACAAGAUGCUUUUCUGGGUGUAAAAUAUGCCUGAGAGCUCGCCUUGAGUCAGAAACAUCUGAAAGUGCUAGAGACAAUAACUCAGGUGUGGAUUGUUGGCAGAGUGUAGAAGGAAGGUUUGUGGCCAUCAACUGUGUCACUGUCUCCUGUCGAUGUGGUCUGUCCCCUGAAGGCAUGUCUCCUUCUGCUCAUCUAGGGGAUGGUUGUAUGGAUCUCAUCCUCGUUUCUGACUGCUCCCGCAUAGAUUAUCUGCGGCAUCUGAUUCGCAUCCCAAAGCAGAAUGCUGAUCAGUUUGACUUCGAAUUUAUUCAAGUUCAUCGGGUGAGAGAGUUUUCCUUCCAGCCUGCUAGCAAGCAAGAAGAGAAAAUCUUUGAAGAUUCUGAAUCAAGUGGAGCUGGCAGUAGUCUUCAAAUCUCUGGGGAGAGCAACCAUAGUACCAGCAGCAACCCAACACUAAGACAUAGUCCUUCUGCAAACAGUGUCUGGAACUGUGAUGGCGAAAUUAUCAGUCACCCUAACCUUCAUAUCCAGGUUCACUGUCAGCUGGUUGAUCUUUUUGCCAGAGGAGUGGAGAACAAAGCAAACUUGGAAUCAGAACAGCCUGUAUGUUGCAGUCCUUCCAGUGGCAUCUAAAAGGCAUAAUGCCACAUACAAAGAACAAUAGCCAUUUUAGGAGCUUCAUCGGGACCAUCUUCUUUCAUACACAUGGACAAGCUCCAGUGUACUGCACUGAUCUCAUCUGCCACAAAAGUGUUGUCUGCUCAUUGUCUUUCAUUAUGACAGUUUUCUUGUCUGUGUAUGUGGUACCAUUUUGUAGUCAUAAUUAUGCCUUGAAAUACUUUUUAUCCUCUACAUAAAUAACAAACCAACUAUGAAGAAAACUGAAGCAGGGAUAAAGAAAAUUUUUAGGAGAGUUAUGGAAGCUUGAAGUAGCUUUAUCCCAUAUUUCUAGGAACAAGUUUAUUAGCAGUUGAUGUUGGAUGUAAAGUAAUUUGUUUCAUUUGGUGUAUGGAGCAUGUACUUUUUUAUAUGUGGCAUGUUUUUUGAAAACUGUAAAAUAAGGCAAAACUUUAGUGUAAACAGGAUGUAGAAUUUGGGACCUUAUGAAACAUUACAGCUUAAAGGGUACUAAGCUAGAACAAAAGGGCCAUAAAGUUACUUCAGAUCAUCAUUGUAUUUAGUGUGCUCAAUUUAGAAAGUAGUAGGUGUUUAUUAUUCUGCAGUUGUCCACAGGGUUUUUUUCACAAGAGUUGGAGAAUAAGUUAUGACCAGCCACACAACAUUUUAUUUUUCUAUUGUUAUUGUUGUUUUGGAUUUUACUUUUGUUUAAAUUUCUCUUUUUUAAGCUUUACAGAACACAUUUCGUUUGUGUAGUGUUGACAGUGUUUUUACUGCUAUUGCAGAACUUUUACUUCACAAUCGAUUGGAAUGAAAUUUGACAGGAUGUGUAUUUUGAUUGCAGUUUAUUUAAAACAUUAGUUUACUGAAUAAGUUAUGUGGCCAUGUUUAUAACCUUGGUUUAAAAAUGAGCUGGUAAACAUUCUGUGUGAUGCUGCACCGGCACAUGAUGCGUCAUAAAUUUAAUAAUAAUUUAGUAAUCAGAACAUCUACAAGCUGGAGAAGAAGAGAAAUACAGCUAUUGGUCAGUUGUCUUGCUACAACCAUGACCAGCUCCUAACAGUAAUUUUAAACAACACAGUUUCUUGUGAUAGAUAUAAUGGUUUAAGGCUAUGCAUCAACUUAGAAAGUGGAUGCUGCGGAAUGUGUGCUUUGCAACAAGUGCAGGUGACUGUAAAAUAGUUUUGAUUCUCAUGAGAUUGGAUAAUCUUAUUAGAAAUGUCAAGAAAACUGAGGGCACAUGUGCAACCAUUGAACAUGAUGAAUAUGUGGAUGGAAAGGACAGAUGCAUAUAUUUAUUUUACUACUUGGGAAAGGGGAGAUAAUUAUUAUUUUAUUCAUAAAAUACUUUUUUUGAAGUGUCGCUCAAAGAUUUGAGGUGAUUGGCUUGUUUGCACCCGCAAUAAGAGUUGGUAAAGAAAAAAGUGGUAAAAGUAUGAACAACAUCCCCGUUGAGGCAAGUGGCAUAUUAAAAUAUCGUUUUAAAACAUUUGUUUUAAAAGCAACAUUCUGACAAUAGAUAUGUGGAAUUCAGUCUUGCAAGUAUAUUUCUUUGCCAUUUUUGAGUCCUUGGCAUGAUUGAUUUGAUUGCCGAGUACAAUUUACAUUGUACUAUCAUUUGAUGGUGCUUUGGUACUAUUUUAGUCCAGUAUAUGUGAAUAUGUGAAGCAGACUGUGUAAUCUAGAAUAUAACUUAUGUUUUGUGGUUUUAGAGGUUUCUUUGUAUAAACUUUAAAGUUCAGAAAUCAGGUAGAAGAUUAAUUUCAAAAGAAAUGUGAUAUUUUAACUCCAUUGAUCAUUUUGAUCUUAGUGAUCACCAUUUUGAUUAUAGUGAUCUCGAUAGAGAGGUGUGUGUGUGAGGGGUAGGGGGGAGUCAUGAGAGAAUAUUGCAUGUAUGUACCUGCAUGAAUAUACAUGUUCAGAGGUGUUGAUGUUGAAUAAUUACUAUAUAUGCACAUAAAUGUGACCUUUCAAAAAACAUUUUAUACAGAUAAUUAUCAUUUUAUGCUUCAUGUGAAUUUGUAAAUGCUGUGAUGUAAUAUCAAUAGUUUACAAUCUCUGGAUCGCUAACAAAUUUGACUUUUUUAUUUCAUCUAUACUAAAACUUGACCAUGAUUACGUUUGUUUUUGUUAAAGAUUUUUACAGUAAGAUGAUAUUUGCUAUAAUUUAGAAUUAUUUAUAAGGAUAAAUGAAUGAAGUACAAAAUACAACUGUGAUAUGGUCAUGCUUUUGUUGGGAACCUGUCAGCAGGCUCUCCAGUAGACUGAGCCCCAGGACUGCAAACAUGAAGCAAAUCUUUCAUAUCAGAUACAAAUGAGAUUUGAAGUGGCUGUCAGAUGUGUUGCACAGCCGUCUUCUAUCUGUCACUUGUAGCAUGCGGAUUUUGGAGAUAAAUACACUGACUUUCAGGAACCAGAAAUUAUCGACAUGCAUGAAUAAUAGAACCACUGUAAUAACA